Molecule: messenger RNA, 1845 nt
Organism: Diaporthe batatas
Lineage: Eukaryota; Fungi; Ascomycota; Sordariomycetes; Diaporthales; Diaporthaceae
Exons: 2
Coding region: 119-1633 (504 amino acids)
Source: RefSeq, a predicted model, not a curated record
GUUAUAUGCAUCCAGUUUUUGACUUUAGCUAUCUAGACUGACUAGGUAUUAUCGAAUUUCUGCUUUUCUGUAACUAGCAUCGUGGAUAGACAGCCUUAUACCUCGAUAAAAUGCCACGAUGGACUCCCACACCAUCUCGACGACCACUGAAAGCAGUCCCACGAUACCUGCAAAAUGCAUCAGUCUUCCUGCCGAAGUAUGGCUGCUCAUCUUCUCCGUUGGCAGACUCGACAGACACGGUGACUUCUGGAGCACCUAUGACCACCCCACCAUGGCCAAGAUCUGCCGCUGCUGCACCCUCUUCCGCGACCUGAUCCGCCCCAGGCUCUACUGCAACUUCGAGUCCAUCAUGUUCACAGGCGUGUGGCAUCGCUUCAGUGUUGAAAAGUUCGCCCGGACAGUUUGUGAGAAUCCUCGCCUGGCCGGUAUGGUACGGAGGGUGGACAUCCGGGGGUUGUGCAGGAUGGACGAGCUCUUUGGGCCGGCCCGUGUGCUGUCGGCCGGCGACCCUGACCACGACUUGGCCUUGAUACUUGUGCAGAAGGCCGCCGAAUUGGGAAUAGGACUCCAACCCUACCUGUCGUACAGGGACGACAGUAUGCGGGACUAUGUGGGUUUUGAUCUCACCGCACUCGUCUUGGCCCAGCUCCCAAUGCUGCACACAAUACGCCUGCACUGGUACUAUGGUCCCCCCCCAGAUACCGUUCGUGUGAACCCCAGCCUCGCUGGCAUGCCAAAGCCUACCUCUGGAUGGCCCUGGACUUCUUCCAUCCGGAAUAUGGCACUGAUGUACUGCGGCCGCCCCGAGCCAGUCUAUGACCAUGGUCCUGCAGGGAGACCACGGCCACACCCUCCUGGAGACGGCAGCUUUGGUUCAGCACUAUCACUCCUCGACAGUGGAAGCAGCCUGACGAGGCUGUCCCUCGUCCACAUCAAUGGCCCACAGCCUAUAUUCCCGCUCAGCAACCUGCUUGAAGUCACCCUGCGAGGCUGUCGAUCCUAUGACUUUGGGCUCGUCAACCUGCUCAAGCGUUGCAGCCGUCUCCGCAAGUUUGUCUACGGGGCCAGCACGUGGGAAGCCCACCACCUGCGGCCCUCACCACGCGACGUCAUCAAAGCCCUCGAGCCAGCCCAGGAGACCCUGGAGACCCUCGCGAUAGACUUUCACGGGGGUGGUCAGGUCUGGGACCGAGCCCGGAUCCAAUCCCUGAAACAGUUCACUGCCCUCAAGACCUUGUACAUCGACAUGAAUACCCUCUGGGACUCAGAUGCCGCGCGCGACAUGCACCAUCUGCCAAAUCAAGACGUUUUACUCACAACCGUGCUCCCCGAUUCGGUUGAGGACCUCGCCUUGUUCUGCUUUGAUGCUUGUGAGCUUCUUGAGCUCAGGAUCGAGGCCCACCUCAGGAGAUUGGCAAUCGACAGGCGGGAGAAGGGGGCUUUUCCGUGUCUAGGGACACUACGUGGAAAGGGAUUGUCACCGCACAUGUACCGUUGGCAGGAUGAGGAUCAUAACCGGGUCGCCGUUUUCGACGAAGCGAUAGAUCUGCUGAGGGAUGACGGUGUGGAUGUCAUCCUUAACGACCCAGGCUGCUGGGGCCCAGAGUUUUCUGAUAUCAUGACAUUUCGCUGAGAGAGCAAAACAAACAGACCAUCUUCAGCGGUUGAAAUACUAGCAUCAACAGCGACAGCGACUUGUCUGCGAAAGUUUUGGACACUCCACUCCAAGAGGAUUUCAAGUCAAAUGCUACUUGGAUGAGAACAACUUAUUGAAGUACCUGUAAUUACACAACGAUGAAAGACUGAGCAAUUAGCAAAUAUUACUUAGAACUAUUUCGACUAAAA